GGCAGCUUUCGGCACGUGCGGCCGUUCCGGUUCGGUGGAAGUAGUACACACGGUGGUAGUGUGUGGUGUCGUUUGCUCGCCGACCGAAUUUUGCUACCGCCGCGGAAUCAAUAAAACCGCACCGUGAACGUAAUCUAAUUAACGCCAGCUCUUGUCGACGUGUCAGCAAGCGGACCGUUUAUCAAUUGUAAGCUUUUGAGGUCUUGACACUUUUUUGGGGCGUAGGGUACACAUUAGCUGGCUUCCGCUAAAGAAAGCCCCUUCAAGACAGGUUAAAUGUAUCACCAGUGCCAAAAGCAGUCAUCGAUUAUAGAGCUGGGGAGCCGCGCGUAGUGUCCAAGGUACUGGCGCUUGCAGACAGAGUGUGUACUGGAAGUAGGUGUCGGUUUGUCGGGAGUGUUGGUUCUGGGCAUUUUCAUAUUCAAACCGUUUUUUUUUUUUUAAACAGUAAACUGAGGUUGUGUUAUUAGAUAGGCUAAAGCCGAUUGCUAAGUCUUGUCGUGUUGUACGUGUCUUGCAGUUGUGGUGUAAUGGAUAUACCGCGUUGCACUGAUAAGGGUGUUUUGUAGCCAGUAGGUCGUUGGAAGCAUGUAGCGUAAUGUUGUGUGGACUUUUACAGCAAUAUUUAGAUUUUUGAAAAGCUAAAACUGAUAAUAAACAUUAAGAUUCAAGACAUCAACAGAAGGGUUUCAAGCAAGUAAUAAUUCCCGGUGCAUAGAAGAAGUCUUUCUAUGUUUCUGCCUUUUCACGUGUUUAGCCAUUGGCCUGUGUAUGUGUAUGUGCUAUGCCGCAUUGAGUGCUUAAAUGAACAGUGAGUAUUCAUUUGUUACUUGAACGCAGUCGCAUCCAAGUUCUAGUCCAGUGUAGAGUUACACUUCAAGAAGCCUUACGCAUUGAGCAUAGCAUUUUGUGUCGCUGGAGCACGUUGAAUAGCGUAGGCAAACGUCUGAGAACACGCAAUAUGACUAUUGAAACUUUUAAAAUUCCCUCAAAACAGAACGUAUUGAGAGGAACCCUUCAAAUUGAACCAUUAUUUCAUGAAGUUUCGUGCAAUUGAAACAUAGGACGGCUACCGUUUCAAACAGAUUAGCCUUGAAGGAGUUCAGCCACACCAAUGUUCGUUAUCGUUCACCUGAAUAAAGCGAAAUCAUGUAAACAUUUCGCGGAAUCACGUAACCAUUGAAUCUUUAUCGUUCGUUCGGGGUUGUGGCAAAAAAAAACAGGUAUCUUAUCAUGUUCGCUUGCGCCGACAGUACGUCAUCGGUGGCACAUUGCUAGGGAAGUCUGUGUUUGAAGUGGAGCUGAGAUGAGAUCGAACCGCACACACACAACUGCCGCGGACGUUUGAUUGCAAGUACACUGGGGCUACCGCAAAUGCAUGCCAUGGAGCAAACGAGCGCCAUCAUUCCACACGACUAUCCGGAACCGGUCGCCACCGACAGCUACAUCAUACCGACGCUCGGACUCUACCACGGCUCGUUCGUCUUCACCUAUCUGUCCACCUUUCUGUCCUACAUUACGCCGUACGAUCUGCCAGUAGUCUACUGCAUUCUAGAGCUGCUGCGCGAUGCAUUCCACACGAAGGUAUCCUUUCUGCAGCUGAUACUGGAGGCCCUCAAGGUUGAGUCGGGCUACAUCUGUCUGAUAGCGAUCUUUUUCCUGAUCUCGCUCAUACCGCUCUGCUACACGAUCGCGUGGGGAUGUGCGAAGGAACCGGACGAUGAUCUGAAUCCCGGCCCGACCGUCGAUGCCAUCAUACAGGCGGAGGAGCUAUCGCUCGAGGAGUCACUGCACUGUCGCAAAAGUUUCCUCGGUCUAAUGCUGCAGGUCGUCAUACUGCUGCUGAUUGCCGGUGUCAUAGCAAUGUUUGUGACGAACGAGCAGAUUGCCUCGGCCGUCGAUCACACGCCCACCGUCGUGCGGUCUUCAUUGCUCGAUGCGGCCACGUAUCUGCGCGACGCCGAAUCGCAAAUGCGGUUCGUCAUCGCGCAAGGGCUUGCCACCGCGACCGAGCGCAUACGGAACGAUCUCGAAGCCGUCGACAAGCUGCUGGGCGAACCGAUUCAGCACCAUCUCGCACUGUUUACCGGCAUCGACAUCAUCUUCGAGUCGAUCAUUGAGAUUAGCACGAGCAGCAGCAACCUGUCGCGCCGUAUCCAUCUGCUGCAGGAUGCACUGGCCCGGGCGGCCAAGAUCUCGUACGAGGCGGAGUAUCGGCUGGACGAGCUGCAGAUACAGCUGACGGUGCUGCAGCGCCAGUGCACGUUUCGCGAUCGGCCGCUUUGUGAUACGCUGCGCAUCAGGAACUUCGAGGACACGGGGCUGAUCGACCGUAUUCGGAAGCUGCAGGCGGAUCGAACGCUUGCCAAGCUGAUGGCGAUGGGUGAGGCGAGUCGGAACAGCAGCAUGCAUGCACUGUCGCAGGAGCUUACGCUGGCAAGGGCUACCUUCCGCAACUAUGCUGGAGAGGUGCGCAAUGCUACCGAAGAUCAGGCAGCUCAGGUGGAGGAGCGGCUGGAGGAGCUGAGCAACGAUACGGAAGAGACUGUAAGCGUGCUGUCGCAAACGAUCGGUGAGCUGGUGGGGCAGGUGAACCGGACGGCAAACUUCUCCGACUCGUUCUUCGAUCGGUACCGUGAGAUUGGUGCGAUCUUGUGGUUGGCCGGACUCGCGACCACCAUCAUGACGCUGCUGGUGACGCUCAUUCUGCUGAGUGCGCUUAGCUGUGGCUGCUGUCACGCGGACAAUAAGGCGGGCAUCACGCUCAUCCUCGGCGCUGUUUGCAUCUGUAUUGCAAGCUUAGCGCUGUCGGGAUUCACGAUGAUGGAGAUGUUGCUGGGCGCACAUGGGCAGCUGUUCAUCUGCCAUCCGCUGUACAACGAGCCGGACUACACUGUGCUGCAGAAGCUGAUCGACAAACCGGGACUGAUUUACCCAACCGAACCACAGUACGGCAUCAUCGGAGAGCUGCUGCGACAGGCUGCCCCGGCCGAUGCACGAUGGUCACAGCCGGUACAGAUAUCGCUCUCGAAAGCGCUGAACGAGUGUGAACAGGGUCGCGGCUCGUACGGCACCUUUCAGCUCGAUUCGCUGCUCAAUCUGUCCGCGAAAAUAGAGCACCGCAAGCGGCCCGAGCUUGAGCGCGCGAUUGAGAGUGUGGGCGCUAGCGAGGAACCAUUUCUUGGGUUUACCGUACGCAUCCAGGGCAUACUGGAGGAUAUGCUGUACGACUCGGACCUCAACAUGACGAGCACGCGCAUCGAGCUGACACAACUCUCGCCCGACAAGGAUGUGCUCACGUUCAUCGAUCAGCUGCAGCGCGUAUCGGCCCAGAUCCAGGAUGUGGCCACCUCGAGCCGCAUGACCACACUUGGGUCGCGGGCCAAGCGCUUGCAGCUCUCGCUGCUGGCACCGCUCGAACAGUUGCGCGGUGACAUCGUGUACCAUCUGACCGCGCUCGAGCUGCAGCUAUCGCCGUGGGCCGCGCAGGUUAAUAAAAGCUUGACGCAUCUGCGCAACGCGCAGUCCUUCCUCGACACGGACGCGGCUGAGGUGUGCUACAACCGUAGCGACACCUACCGGGCAAGGUUGCGGGGCCACCUGGACGCUUACCGGAACUACACGACCAUGGUGCUGAACGAUCGAUGUGCAAGCUGUCGACCCCUGUUCGACAUCUUCGAUGCGAUGCGGAUGCUGUUCUGUCACCACAUUAUGGAUCCCAUGAAUGGGCUAUGGUUUUCGGCGUUUCUGUGCCUGUUUCUGUGGGCCGUGGCGACGCCACUGUCGUUAAUGCUUUCCUCCACCUACCGGCGGCUCGAGAUACUGUCGACCAAACUGCAACACUCCAACAGCCAUCGGUACAAUGCACGAGCUUCCGUACGUGAGGAUCAGCGAGAAUCCAGCCACUGGUCGACGCAACGAUCCACCGUCAGUGUUAUGCCGGACAUAGACAGAUCUAAUUGGUAAUCGAUUCCCGCGAGAUGUGUUUAAAUUAUCGUACGAAUAUCCCAUUCCUGCUACCUGAAAAUCGUCUCAUAACCACAUGAAUCUCCCUGCGAAAUCUCCUCCGGGUGGUGAACUAGAAUCUAAGUUUAAGCCACGUGCACACUGCCAUUUUCCGAACCCUCAAUUUGCGUGCAGUACAUGAAAAUAUUCAGGGUGCCCAUAAGGGCGAACCAUUCCCAACAC
Anopheles merus is the source of this 4188-nucleotide messenger RNA. RefSeq names its product prominin-1 (gene prom). The transcript has 8 exons. The coding region runs from base 1375 to 3966 and encodes 863 amino acids. Lineage: Eukaryota; Metazoa; Arthropoda; Insecta; Diptera; Culicidae. Gene Ontology annotation, cellular component: membrane. The record is from RefSeq and is a predicted model, not a curated record.